AUGAGCACCAAAAGAAAAGGCCCCCCUUCCAAAGCGACAAAUGCUGUGAAAAGGCAGAGAGUCGAUGUCCCCGAUUACCACCUCACUCCUUCAGUUCAUGAGCAAGAUGGCUCAGUCCAAUGGCCCGCUCCCAAGGCGCAGAUUGAGACGGCCAGGAACAUCAUUCUUUCUUGUGCCGACGCUGGAGAGAGCACGCUGAUCGUUCCCGACAAAGAUGCCGAUGGCCUGUCCUCUGGCGCAAUCCUCCGUCAUACUCUCAUUCUCCUCGGUCUCCCGACGGACAAGAUCCACGUGCAUCUCCUCUCCAAGGGCAAUACUGUCCACACGGAAGAGGAGAGGGCAGCCAUGGCUUUGCACCGCCCGCGUUAUAUCUUCGUCCUCGAUCAGGGCAGUCGAUCCGGCCCCCCGGUUGUAGACCAAGAGCACGUCGCUCUCAUUAUAGAUCAUCACCAUGCCACCGACACCAGCUUUCCCAAAGAUGCCCUCCAUGUCACCGCCUGCGACUCGCCGCCCGUUGCCACAUCGUCACUGCUCACAUACCUGAUCUGUCAGCCACUGCAUCCAAAAGUCGAGGAAACGUGUGACUGGCUGGGCGUGGUCGGCACGCACGCCGACCUAGGCACAACGAUCAAAUGGGAACUUCCAUUCCCAAAUAUGCAGCAGUGCUUCAAAACCUACUCCAAGAAAGUGCUGAACGAUGUCGUCGCUCUUAUCAAUGCCCCAAGACGCACGGCUCAACGCGAUGUCCGCUCGGCUUGGGAUGCGCUCUGCGAUACUUCUGACCCUCGCACAAUCCUCAGAAAUCCACGUCUGCUCCAGGCGAGGGAAGAGGUAGCCGCGGAAGUGGAGCGCUGCACUCAUGCCGCUCCCAAGUUCUCUCCAGACGGCCGCAUCGCCGUUUUCCGCAUCAAAAGCGAGGCCCAGGUUCACCCCAUCAUUGCAACUCGUUGGGCUGGCCACUUGACCAGCAAGAAUCUCGAGAUGGUUUGUGUUGCGAAUGAAGGCUACCUUCCCGGAAAAGUCAAUUUCUCGUGUCGGAUACCACGAUGUGCGAGAAGCAAGGACCCGCCGGUGGAUAUCAUUGCGAUGUUGAAAGAAUACGCCAGUUUGCCCGGUCCAACGGGCGAGGAGGCAAACGUCGAGAGCGGCGACAUUGACAGACCGCCUCUGAUAGAGCGGCUCGGGGAAGACUUUGCACGCGGGCACGUACAAGCGUCGGGCGGGAUAGUCGAUGCAGCAGAGUUCGAGGAACUGAUGUGCAACAUGCAGAUCGGUGUCAAACCACCCAAGAAAGACACUGAGAGUAGCCCGAACAAAAAGACGAGGGUGGGGGCGAUUGACUCGGGACAGAAGAACAAUCUGAUGAAUUAUUUCGGCAAGACCGCAACAGCGUCCAAUUUUACAUAG
Messenger RNA from Neohortaea acidophila, 1407 nucleotides. RefSeq lists its product as uncharacterized. The transcript has 6 exons. Bases 1 to 1407 code for a protein of 468 amino acids. NCBI's taxonomy places the organism in Eukaryota, Fungi, Ascomycota, Dothideomycetes, Mycosphaerellales, Teratosphaeriaceae. The record is from RefSeq and is a predicted model, not a curated record.